Molecule: messenger RNA, 2811 nt
Organism: Leishmania braziliensis MHOM/BR/75/M2904
Lineage: Eukaryota; Euglenozoa; Kinetoplastea; Trypanosomatida; Trypanosomatidae
Product: putative nuclease
Exons: 1
Coding region: 1-2811 (936 amino acids)
Biological process (GO): RNA processing
Molecular function (GO): ribonuclease III activity
Source: RefSeq, a predicted model, not a curated record
AUGUGGUGGCGCAGCGCCACCGAAACCGUCCCCUGCGCAAGCAAUGGCAAACUUGAAAGAGUGAAGGAUCCGUUUCAGGGCAUCUUCUUGCCAAUGCAAGGCUUCACCGAGGUGGAGAUGACACGGCGAAGCCCCAUUCCACCACCGGACUUCCCGUUGGACAGUCUACCCAUCUACGAACCUCAUGACAGUAAUGGGCCACCGCGCACCAAAAUUGGUUUUCACCUCCCCAUGCGCACGCUGCCAGCGUCUCUAGCCGUUGACUUCUUCUUUCCGGGGGCAAACCCUAACGACAACCCCCAAGCAGUCAAUGUCUCCAGCAACAGCAGCAGCGGGGGGGCUGCAAGCACUGGCACCAGCGCGGACUACGAUGACGACAACAGUACCUGCAGUGAGCAUCAGGAAGACACCUCGAGGCUCACCCGCGCGGGGCACGAUAAGGGAGGACUCCCCGCCGCUAACGCUGGCAGUGCGCCUGGCGACACAUCCACGGCAUUCUGCCGUCUAUGUCGCGAAAACUUUGACAGUGAUGGAGCAUUGCGGGCACACAUUACAGUCGCAGACCGGGCACGGCACGUUUCUCACCCGGUGCGCGAGGUCGCACUUGAAACGCUGACGCUACUGGCCGUUCGCGGAUACCCCAUCGACAAUGUGAUGACGGUGUGGGCCGACAUCCUGUACAACUGCCCGCUGUUUCCGCGUAUUCGCGGGAUGACAGACCCGCGGUGGUCGAUCGAAAAGCGAGCAGCACAAAUCGGCACUAUCCUGCGGGCCUUAAAGCAGGUCGGAGUGCUUGACGUGGCUCUUGCAACAGCAGAGCUGACGGAGUCGGCGGGUGCGCUCAGCUCGCACUACCGGCGGCGUCGCGUCGCCUUUGAUCGGCUGGAGUACAUUGGGGACAACUGCUGGGGUACGAACAUUUCGAGUCGGAUCAUGUUGCUGUACCCUGAUCAGCAGUGGCUGUAUAGCGAAAGAUGCAGCACCUUCACGCUGGUGCGUGAUGCGUGCGAGAUGAACGUCAACCUUGACUUUGUCUUCGACACGCUGGAGCUGUGGCACCUCUUAUCAGCCACGGCGCACUCGCGACUAGGGAAUGGAAAGGUGAAGGCUGACCUUGUGGAAGGCAUCUUUGGGGAGCUGCACCUGUACCUCUACGGUAUGGUGCCCAAGCUGCAGGAUGAUGUGGAGUACGUGGAGACGAACGGCGCUAGGGAGGUGCAGCUGGUCGCACUCGUGGAGCACUGCCUGACCGAGCUAUACGACCUCAUCGUGCUGAAGCACGCGCGCGACCUCGUCACAUCGGCCAUACCGCUUGCGAAGGAGUUGGCAGCGAAACGAAUAUGGGCGCGAACGCGUCCGUUUGUGCUGCCGCAGAAGCGCCCCAGCACUAGCCGGGCUCGAAGCAAGACUGCAGUGAACAACGGAGUGCCGCAUGGGCCAGCCUUUCCAUCUGCUGUUCCGGCGGUCGUGCGUGCUGCUGCCGCCGGGCACACGGUGUCCUUUCAGCAAUCGCGCACCGGAGCAGCGACCGCCAACGCGUCAGUAUCUACUCUGGAGGAUCUUUUCGACUUGUCACCGUCGCCCGUGCAGCAGCUGCUGCACGAUAAAUCCGCAGGCGGAAUAGCUAGGGCUGGGAAUGGUGCCAACGGGUCGCGCGCGGGCAGGCGCACGGAGGUAGCCGCGGUGGGCAGCAGCGGUACGAGUAGCAAGCAGCAGACGAAAGAGGAAGCUGAAGAAACAGCUGCAGUGGCGAGCGGGCGACUGGGCGUGACGUCAACCUCCCCUUCCUUCUCCACCGCAGCAUCCCUCACGCUGUCGGCUCAAAUUGGUUUAGGUAACACCCGCGUCCUGCCGGCACUGCCGCGUCUCUUUACCACCCCGCACGUGUACCCCGAACACGUGCCCAACCCGCUGCGCCUCCUGCCGCUCUCGGACAUCCCAAGCAUGACGUACUGUCACCAUACACACUCUGACGUAUUUUCAACUGUGAAGAAGAGUUACGAACGCCUUGGUCUACUUCAUGAAGAGUCGAGCCGGAUGCGGUAUGUGGUGAGCCAUACCCCACCAGAGUGGGCACUGCUGGUGAGCACACUUGUGCCGCAGCUCGUGAGAUUGUCGCCGCCGUUCGCCGCACCUACCGAUGAUACCAAAACUGCAUUGACCGCCUCUGGCAUGGACGAUGCGCACGCGGCCGUAGCGCGUCGGCUUUUGGCUUCUAUGGACGAGGGAAGCCUGUACUGCCGUGAUGGCUUCUACGAUCUCGCAGCGUCGCCGUACGCGCCUGCUGCCGCCUCGAGACUCUACGCAACGCGGCUGCCGGUGAGCACUGCGUGGACGCUGCAGAAUUCGGGCCUGCCUGGUCUCUCCGCCACACCGAACGAGACGAGAGAGGACGUCAGCGGUGCUUCCUCGGACGAAAGGGGGGGUCGCGUGUGUACCUUCGCCCUGUCCCGCUACGUGCCACCCGAUAUUUGCGCGCCACCGGCUGGUGUGGUGACGGACCGUAACCUCUGCCGCGGCGUUUUUGCCUUCUUGGCUGUCGGUGUGGAUGACGCCGUCGCAAAGGCUGAGCAUCUGGCGCGUACGGCCACGGCGUCGGUCCGUGCCGCUACCGCGGCGGGCUCCACCACCGUGGAGCGAUCCUCUGGCGAAGACCCGGCGCAGCACUCCAGAGAAAACAACUCGCCUCAAGAGUCGCCAACUAAGUACGCGGAGCGGAUGAAGGCGGCAUUUGAGUACUGGCGGCGCCGACCACAGAAGUCCCUUCAGCGUGCCUCAGCCUGCUCCGAUUACGUGGAACGACAUCACUAG